GGUACUUUACUGACGUUGGUUUUGGACGACCCCCCAGGAGGUAAACUUACCUGUGGUGAUGCAUGCUUCCACUGAUCUUAUAGAAACGCAGCAUCAGCCUGCAUGUCUCGCUGCGAUCCGCAACGGAGGACUGAGCUUGCUGUAGUUUCUGAGGAGACAUGGAAGUGGCACAGGAAUGGCCCGAGCCCAUUGUCCGGGUGCAGAGCUUGGCUGAUGCCGAAGCCAUCCCCGAGAGGUACAUCAAGCCACCGUCCGAGCGUCCCAAUCUGAAUCCCGGCACGGCCAUGGCGGCAGGUGAGACAGAAUGCCUUCCCGUCGUAGACCUCGGCGGGCUUAGAGGUGGCGCGGCGGAGAGGCAAGCGACGAUGCGCGCUGUGUCGGAUGCGUGCAGGGAGUGGGGUUUCUUCCAGGCGGUGAACCACGGGGUGAGCCCAGCGCUGACGGCGGCGGUCAUGGAGGCGUGGAGGCAGUUCUUCCAUCUUCCCAUGGCGGAGAAGCAGGCGUAUGCCAAUUCCCCCACCUCGUUCGAGGGCUACGGCAGCCGCCUCGGGGUCAAGAAGGGCGCCAUUCUUGACUGGGGCGACUACUUCUUCCUUCAGCUGUUACCGCAGUCCAUCAAGAACUACGACAAAUGGCCAACACUUCCUGCUUCCUUGAGGGAGACGACUGAGGCCUACGGCGACGAACUGGUGAAGCUGUGCGGGGUGAUAAAGGAGGUGCUGUCGUUAACCCUAGGAAUGGACGAAGGGUUCCUUCACAGAGGAUUCGGGGAGCCUGGCGCUUGCCUGAGGGUGAACUUCUAUCCCAAGUGCCCGCAGCCGGAGCUCACCCUCGGCCUCUCUCCCCACUCCGACCCCGGUGGGAUGACCGUGCUGCUCACCGACGAGCACGUCAAGGGGCUGCAGGUGCGCAAGGGCGACGACUGGAUCACGGUGCAGCCGAUCCCUGAUGCUCUCAUCGUCAACAUCGGCGACCAAAUCCAGGUGUUGACGAAUGCCACCUACAAGAGCGUCGAGCACCGAGUGACGGUGAACGCGACAACGGAGCGGCUCUCCCUUGCCUUCUUCUACAACCCCGACGACGACCUGCCCAUCGAGCCCGCCGCCGAGCUGGUGACGCCUACCUCGCCGCCGGUGUACAAGCCGAUGACGUUCAAGGAGUACAAGAUGUACAUGAGGAUGUUGGGCCCCUGUGGCAAGUCGCACGUAGAUCUCCACAAGGCUGCAUGAUCGACGCGUGAAUUGGAUUCGAUUGUUGUUGUUGUGCCAAUGCAACAUAUACGUUAUGCUCGAAAGGAUUCGUCUUAAUCGUGUCUCCUCCUCAUUUGUCCUUUUUGAUUUGAUCGAAUAAGAGACAUUGCUUUAUUUA
Messenger RNA from Musa acuminata subsp. malaccensis (wild Malaysian banana), 1368 nucleotides. The record is from RefSeq and is a predicted model, not a curated record. Lineage: Eukaryota; Viridiplantae; Streptophyta; Magnoliopsida; Zingiberales; Musaceae.